This is a messenger RNA of Amphimedon queenslandica, 1268 nucleotides long. Its product is annotated as syntaxin-18-like. Bases 40 to 1095 code for a protein of 351 amino acids. The transcript has 8 exons. NCBI's taxonomy places the organism in Eukaryota, Metazoa, Porifera, Demospongiae, Haplosclerida, Niphatidae. Gene Ontology annotation, biological process: retrograde vesicle-mediated transport, Golgi to endoplasmic reticulum. Gene Ontology annotation, cellular component: SNARE complex; endoplasmic reticulum. The record is from RefSeq and is a predicted model, not a curated record.
UAACUUGUGGGUGGACACCAGGGUGUGGUCUAAAUAAAGAUGGCGGACAAGACAGAGCUUUUCAAAGCUGUUGUAAAGACAAUUAAACUGAGGGAAAAGAAUAAGAAAGAAGACAAGAACGCUCACUCGCUUUUAUUAAAGAAAAAGAGAAAUAACAGCGAGUUUGAAAGGCUGGCAAAAGAAGGAGCUAAACUUAUAACUGAGCUAAGAGAUUUCUUAUUAAAGCACAGGAAAGAUUACAUUGAUGCGACAAGUUAUUUAGCCAGUGAAUUCGCUUCAAUGAGCGAUGAAGAAAGAGACCUCAUUGAUUCUGGUGCUCAGGACUUCAUUAAAAGAUGCUCUGAAAUGAUUACCCAAACUAGAAAACUAAUCAACCACUUUAAUACAGACGUACCUAAUGAUAGUGGGCGUGGUCAAGAAAAUAGUGGGUGUGGUCAAGAAGAGGUCAAGACGCAACAGAGAAAAGAGCAUAGGGUGAUGGUUAUUGGUUUUUUACAAGUUUAUCUAAAAGAUGUCUGUUCAUUAUAUAGUGAGCAGAAGGCAAUACGAGUGAAGAGAAUUGUUGAGAAAAAGAAAGCUUCUAGAUUACAGCCAGAGAGAAGAUCAAAUAGCUCACCAAUCGCUGCUGUAAAACACACCAGUUUAGAAGAUGUUAGCACUACUGGUCAGACCAGUUCCGCUACCAGUCAAACCGGUUCUAGUACUAGUCAGACUAGUAGUGAUGCUCCUGUAGCUACAAGUGGUGGAGGUUUUAAUUUUGAAGAAACUUUAACGUCAGAAGAAAGAGAGAUGUUCCAGCAGGAGAAUGCUUUAAUGAUGAGUCAUAUGUCUUCUUUGGUUGAUGAAGUGCGUCAAAUUGAAGGAAAAGUAUUAGCAAUCUCAAAACUACAAGAAACAUUUACUGAAAAUGUACUGAGACAAGCGGAAGGGCUCAACGCUAUACAUGAGAUGACAGUAACUUCAACUGAAAACGUGAGAGAAGGAAAUGAAGAAAUAAGAAAUGCUAUCAGAAACAAGGCUAGCCUACGCAUGUGGAUUCUAUUCAUUUUAGUCGUCUGCUCGUUUAUCCUGUUAUUUCUUGACUGGUACAGCUGAAAGAGAGAGGGAAAGGAAGCAUAAGACCAGCUGUCCUUUAUAAGUCCCUCUCUUCAAUAUCAUGUAGCAUACAAUGUUAAAAGAUGAUGAUUUUACUGUAAAAAAAUCACUUUAUUUUCAAAAAUUGGUUGCACAAAAAAACAUUACAAGUUUCAUUAUCAGAAUAGCAAAAA